UUUAUAUUUGGGAAAUAAGAUCGAAUACUAAAAUCAAACAUAUCUUAUGGAAAGAAUGGACUCUUACAUGUGUCGCACCUUGGUACUUGCUAAGGAUUUAUGAAUUGCUUCGACAGAUCUUAAUAUCGAAAAUAAGCAAGUUUGUUGAAUAUUACGCAGGUCAAUUUAAUUUUAUACAAACUGUUUGUAUAAAUAGUGGCAGUAAAGAAUAUAGGUAUUGGGUAGAAAUUUGUAGGUGGCGAAGACUUGACUAAAUCAACUUUAUUAGAUAUUUUCUGAACACUUGAAGCCCAAAUAUAAUCGUAUUUGAGAAAAGAAUGAUAUAACUCGAAUGUUAACAAAUACUGUUUUACUUUUACAGAUUUGAUAUUUAUUAUUGAAAAUAAUUUUCACCAGUUUAUAUAUAUUGAAGAAUAUAUUCCAGAGCAUGGCUAAAUCUUUUCCUGUCGAGUCCGUGCCUUUCAGUCACUCUCCGUUCUCACAUUUUAUGCCACAGGCAUAUGCAGGAUAUUCAAAUCCGUAUAUGCCAACUGCACCACCAGCAUAUCCCGGAUAUUCGUCACAUUGGAACGUUUUCCCAGAGCAGAAUUCUAAUGCAGAAAUUGACUCUACACAAUUCAACUAUCAACCAAGAAUAUUUGAAACGGAACCUUCAUCAACAACAAUUCUUCAGCAACCUAAUAACGAUCAACAAGCAAGAACUGAAGAACCAUCUAGAAGUUCAGAAUCUCCAUUAUCAAAUUGUGAAAAAUCAAGCAAUGUUUCUUCCGAAAUGUCGCCGUCAAAAAGCAAGUCUUCCGUCAUACCUCAACAUUCAAUUGUGAAUAAUGCCGACGGUUUAGCCUCUUUGCCGUACAAUUAUACAAAUAAUAUGCCUAGUUAUUAUUCUGUUCCAUAUGAAGGCUAUUAUGCUCCUGAUAUUGCACCGAAAGGGCCGUUUAGACCGUUCGAAGACAACACCCAAUUUCAAAUAGAGACAAAGAAGAACAAAUCAGAAACGACAACAUUAAUCACUCCGCCUCCAACAAACGAUUCACAAAAUUUUGCAAUCGAAAACUCCUUUGCCCAAUUUCCAGGUUCAAAUUUACCAUCACAAGCCAAUAUCGCACCUCAAUAUCCGGAAUCUUAUCGAGGUAGCCUUGCAGCCGGAAUUGGUUAUACUCUGGGCUACACUCACCAGCCCAAUAGUCUGAAGAGAAAAGCAGAUGAUGUAGACACCCCACCAACAACACCAGAGUCUCCGGAACACGAUGACAAAAUCACUACAUCGUCACAAGACUAUCCUGAAUCAAAAAGACCACGAUUCUCUGGUACUGAAGAGGAUUGUUCACUCGCGGAUGAUCAAACAACGGAAACAAAUGUACCAGAAAAAGAAGAAAACAUUGAAGAAAGUUCAUCUGAAGCCAUCGACAACCUUGACAACGUGGUGCAACAACGUCUUCCAAGUCCGGAAAAUGAUGAUAUUUGUGAACUGACACCAUUGGUGCCCUCAGUUCCAUUAGAAGAAGAAGCACCAUCAUCACCCGAUCGAAGUUCUCAUAACAGUUUGAAAUCUUUUUCCGACCAAGAAUCCGUUUCUUUGGAAGAGUUCAACAAUGACGAGGAAAAGGAAAACAAACCACAGGGCAAAGGAAAGAAAAAAAGAAACGCCAGAACCGUCUACACGAGCUAUCAGCUUCAACAACUCAACGAUUAUUUCAGAAAAAUUCAAUACCUUGCGCUUCCUGAAAGAGCACGCUUAGCAGCAGCUCUGGGACUGACACAAACUCAGGUAAAAGUAUGGUUCCAGAAUCGUCGUUCAAAAAUCAAGAAAAUGAUAAAAUCAGGUGUAAAUGAUCCUGAAGAACUUGGAAUUCACGCCGUUGUUGACAACCAAGCACCCGAACACGAUGAACGAGCUCAAACAUCGCCAGCAACCUCCGCCAUACCAGCUAUGGGUGGUCGUUCUGUGAUGUCUGAUGGCAUUGGAUCAAGAUAUGCUCAUGGAGAACCAAAUUCUCAUUAUACGUAUGGAAUGCCACUCGGUCAGGAUUCUCAAAAUAAUCCGGCUGCAAAUUAUCAAUCUGGUUCCUACCAACAUUACCACCCUAGCAUCGUACAACAACACAAUCAGCCAGGACAUAGCACAAGUUUGGUAACUCCUCUAGCUUCAUUGGAAAACAUCCACGAAGGCUACGGCGGUAAUGGUGCUGAGAUGAACGGAAAAAUUCAAAACGGUUAUCCCGGAAAUCAAUACAACGAUAUCAACUCCAGUAGUGAAAUUCAAUCAAUUCAACAAGAAAAUAUUCGUCACCAGAACUAUUCAUCAUACUACAGUCAAGACACUGCCAAUAUGGCCCAAGGCAACACAGACUCACUAUAUGGAUCAUCAGCCGGGUAUUAUCCAACUUCUCACCAACAGCAUAAUUUGUACGCAGAUGCAGCGGGACAUGAUGUCAUGGGACAGAUGAAUGGAAGAUAUUAGUAUAAUAUAAAUGUAUGUCAGAAAACAAAUGCCAUGGCGAUGUUCGAGGCGGGGGUGAAGAGUCGACCGACCCAAGCCAGAUCAGCGGGUAACUUGGCGUCCACCUGCCCUGCAAGUUCAUAUGUCUUCUUUUAUUUGGUAACUCGUGACUGCUCAAGUUAUACUUGUAACGGUUGGACAAAUAAAAACAUGUGAAGUAUAUCACAAUUGCCUUAAUAAUUUUCAACUAUUUUUUUUGUUUUUAAAUAUUUUACUACACUUUGAUACACUGAUGAUAUUUUUGUGCCUUCCUAUUGCCAAAUAAAAUGCAUGUUAUUUAAGAACAAGAAAAAUAGAGUAUACAAAAAAGGGGGAAUCGUCAGAUACGUAUGUAUAGCACGUUCUACUAAAUUCUUGGUAUUGGUGGGAAAAUCGCUCUUCUCAUUGACCACUGAAUCAAGGGCUUCCAAAUUUGAGGAAAUAUAUAAAGGUGUUGCCUGAAUAUUACUAACAUAUAUACUUACAUGUUUACUGGACUUCGUAAGUCCCGUUGCUUCAUCCCAAACUUUGCUAUUUUUUUAGAAAUUGCAGUAGAUUAUUUUUCGAUCGAUUCGCCCAGAGCCUCAAGAACGGC
Molecule: messenger RNA, 3077 nt
Organism: Styela clava
Lineage: Eukaryota; Metazoa; Chordata; Ascidiacea; Stolidobranchia; Styelidae
Biological process (GO): cell differentiation; embryo development; regulation of transcription by RNA polymerase II
Molecular function (GO): RNA polymerase II cis-regulatory region sequence-specific DNA binding; DNA-binding transcription factor activity, RNA polymerase II-specific
Source: RefSeq, a predicted model, not a curated record